Messenger RNA from Owenia fusiformis, 951 nucleotides. Lineage: Eukaryota; Metazoa; Annelida; Polychaeta; Sabellida; Oweniidae. The record is from the annotation of a GenBank genome assembly.
CAAAAUAUGUUUUGCAUGAUUUAUUCAUAUCCCAAUGAUUUAACUCCUUCACUGCAUCUAAUAAGGUAUAUAGAUACUAAUUACGGGACAUUUAGGAAUUAAGUGACUAGACCAAAGCAAGCAUGUUUGAGAUUUUAAUGAUUUUAAAUAAAUUACCAUUUCAUUAUUUGCUUUUAGACAUUCAAUCAGUUUUAUUUGUCCAACAAACCAUAUUCACAAAUUGUUCAAUCCAACGAAGAUUAGGGGAUAAGCUAAGAGACCCCUCCAUUUGUCCGUCCAUCCAUCCUUCAACUAGACAACAGCAACACCAAAGUGUAGCAAAUCCCAUCGAACAGCCAUGGCUGGCAUUUUUUUACAAACAAAGUAUACAGCAAAAAUGGCAGCCAUUUUUCAAAAUGGCCACCUUCUACCAAAAGUGUCAUUAGACAGUGUGCCACGCUUAUAGUAUUCACGCAUCAAAUAUGAACAAAAUCGCUCUACUACUUUUCGAGUUAUAGUAAAAUACGUUAAAAUGACGGCCAUUUUUCAAAAUGGCUGCCUUCUACCUAAAGUGUCAUUAGACAGUGUGCCAUGCUUAUAGUAUUCAUAUACCAAAUAUGAACAAAAUCGCUCGACUACUUUUCGAGUUACAGCAAAAAUCGUAAAAUAACGAGUAAAGGCCGCCAUAGUUCAAUUCUUUGAAGCAAAUGAUUCUAAAAGUACAACAUAUCUUUGAAAAAAUAUCAUUCUGUUAAGUGAAAUUGUAAAAAAUAUUUUGCAGUGUGUGAAAUUGAAUUAAAGCACAUGAUUCAAUGAAUAGUGGAUGCUUCAAUUCACUUAUGUCUUCUAGUCUAGGCUUUGAAUUUGGACUACCACCCUCGUUCAUAGUCUAGAAUCAGGACAUAUGUUAAAUUUAAUCAUCUACAAUGCAUUGAGUCAUUGGCUUAAAUCCUAUAAUAUAAUAUGCCUAUC